This is a messenger RNA of Darwinula stevensoni, 498 nucleotides long. The record is from the annotation of a GenBank genome assembly. Lineage: Eukaryota; Metazoa; Arthropoda; Ostracoda; Podocopida; Darwinulidae.
ACAGCCCGAGUCACAACAACUACCACGGCGGCGACGACAACGACGGUGGCAGUGCCUGGUGAGGGAGGCAUUGGAGAUCCUUGCGACGGAGACGAAGACUGCCGCACUAAUGAACAUAUUGUCUGCAAUCCUACCCUAUUCAAGUGUGACUGCGACUAUGGGUACAUCUUUGAUCCGUGGACCCUGACGUGCGUGAUUUGUGGAAAAAGACUGGGAGAUCAUUGUUCUGAAGAGGUUGACUGCAAUGGAAAUCUUCACCAACAGUGCGAUAAGGUUGUCAACAUUUGCAAAUGUGCACCUGAUUAUGAGCUGGAUCUCGACACUUUUCGAUGUGAAAAAAUGCCUGGUGGACGGGGUGCGGACUGCAAGAAGGACGAUGACUGCAACAGAGACGAAAACCUAAAAUGUCACCACGCAAUCCAGAAAUGCAACUGCAUGGAUGGGCUUUUCCUUCAUCCUAAAACGCUGAAGUGUGUUCAAUGAUGGACCAUUCCGAGU